Misgurnus anguillicaudatus (oriental weatherfish) is the source of this 5034-nucleotide messenger RNA. Its product is annotated as E3 ubiquitin-protein ligase pellino homolog 2. Gene Ontology annotation, molecular function: ubiquitin protein ligase activity; protein binding. The record is from RefSeq and is a predicted model, not a curated record. Lineage: Eukaryota; Metazoa; Chordata; Actinopteri; Cypriniformes; Cobitidae. Gene Ontology annotation, biological process: regulation of Toll signaling pathway; protein polyubiquitination.
GACACCAGUCGAGAGAAAACUAGUAAAACAUACUCUUUAAUUUUUCAAGAAAGGAUUUUUGAUUCUCCCGUGUAAAGUCCUUAUAAGUGAAUGGUACGAUCCACCCCCUACUAGUACUGUUUUUCUUACAGCGGAUGGAAGCAAAAAGUCCAACGGAUAUCGGGACCGGAUAAAUGUGUGAAAUGGCAGUUAGGAUCGUCCUUUGAAGUGUUUCCCUUUUGUGACUGGAUUCAUGAUCGUGUAAUUCAUAGUAAGGGGCGCUGUGUUGUUUGAAAAGCCUCAUGUUUUCACCGGGUCAAGAGGAGCACUGUGCGCCUACCAAAGAGCCUGUAAAGUACGGCGAAUUAGUGGUUCUGGGGUACAAUGGUUCACUCCCCAAUGGAGACAGAGGACGGAGGAAAAGCCGGUUUGCCCUUUAUAAGAGAGCCAAAGCUAAUGGUGUCAAACCCAGCACUGUACACAUCCUCAACACACCACAAGCCAGCAAGGCAGUGAACUGUAAGGGCCAGCACAGCAUCUCCUACACACUGUCCAGAAACCAGACGGUGGUGGUGGAGUACAGCCAUGACAAAGACACGGACAUGUUUCAGAUUGGACGUUCAACAGAAGGCCCGAUUGACUUUGUGGUGACUGAUACUGUGUCAGGAGGCGGGGAUGGCGAGGACACUCCCAUCACGCAAAGCACCAUCUCCCGCUUUGCUUGCCGGGUGGUGUGUGAACGUAACCCACCUUACACUGCGCGCAUUUAUGCCGCAGGCUUCGAUUCUUCUAAGAAUAUAUUUCUGGGAGAGAAAGCAGCCAAAUGGAAGAAUCCAGAUGGUCACAUGGACGGGCUGACAACCAAUGGUGUGCUAGUCAUGCAUCCGCGUGGUGGGUUCACAGAGGAGUCCAAGCCUGGUGUGUGGAGGGAGAUAUCUGUGUGUGGUGAUGUUUAUACACUGCGAGAGACGCGGUCCGCUCAAACUAGAGGCAAACUGGUGGAGUGUGAAAGUAAUGUACUGCAGGAUGGGUCUCUGGUUGACCUGUGUGGAGCGACACUUCUUUGGCGCACAGCUGACGGGCUUUUUCAUACCCCCACCCAGAAACACCUGGAGGCCUUAAGGCAGGAGCUGAACGCAGCCCGACCUCAGUGCCCCGUUGGUCUCAACACCCUGGCCUUUCCCAGCAUGCAACGCUGUAGCCGCGCCCCGACUAACGUCCCUUCCCAAGAGGACAAACAGCCUUGGGUGUAUCUGGCCUGCGGCCACGUUCACGGCUACCACGAUUGGGGCCAUCGUUCCGAACGAGACCCUAAUGCUCAGAGAGAGUGUCCCAUGUGCAGAGCUGUGGGCCCCUACGUGCCCCUCUGGCUCGGAUGCGAAGCAGCUUUUUACGUUGAUACCGGCGCACCAACGCAUGCAUUCGUACCUUGCGGCCACGUCUGCUCGGAAAAGUCAACGCGCUAUUGGGCAGAGAUUCCUUUACCGCACGGUACCCACGCUUUUCACGCCGCCUGCCCCUUUUGUGCUACCCAGCUCAAUCUGACUCAGAAGUGGGCCAAGCUUAUUUUUCAGGGCCCUGUAGACUGAGAGUAUGAGGGACAACAGUCUUGAGCGGACGGGUGCUGGAUUAUUGCGUCUAGUUUGCUGAAGAAAGGAUUGUGACUAAGAACAGAUUCAUACCGCAAGCUGUGAAGCAGCCCUUGAAAUGUUUAUGCUGGAGAGCAGGUUUUUGCGCAGAUGUCACUGCGUACAGUCAUCCAAGUUGCCUUGGGGAUGGAUCGGAGGUGUCAGCGAGUUGUUUUAUCCCUGACAUGUGGAUCUGAUGUCAGAUCCCACCAGCAUUACCACACCACUCAGGAGAUUUUCUGAUACCUUGCUCAACAAGAUCCUGCUUUGCUACAUACCUGUGAUUUCCAAAGAACUUGACUUGGUUCUAGUGUGUUUAGAGUUGGAGGUAGACAUUUGUAGGAAGGUCAGUUAGGACUAAGCAGCCCUGGUUAAGUUAUAACAGUCAAACACUUCAAUGUGUGGAAACUUAAAACUUGCAAUGAAUUUUUGAUAGCUUAAUGAUUGGAGUAAUGAUUUGGGAACUAAAAUUCUGCAAUAGUUUUUAUUCCAAAGAAUAAGCCGGUGCUUUUAUUUGUUAUUUUUUAACACUGAAGAGGAACCACCAUUACACUCCCAGAGGAUACAUUUAUGGUUGAUAACCCACAGUGGAAGCUUUAUUUUUCAAAUGGAUUAUGCAUUAUUGAAUUGGAUUAAUGAUUUGUCUUUUUAGCCUAGUCUUCUGUCUUUAAAAGUAUUUAAUACACAAAUGAAUAAAUCAUCAAGGAAGCAAAAAAGUUUAAAGGCUUCAUACCGGUUUAACCGGUAACAAGAUUAACAAAAGAUGUUGCUAGAUACUUUAGGAAUGGGCUAUAAUUUGUAACUGGAAAAUUUGUUGGUGUUAUUUGCUACUUUAAAAGCUUGUCCCAAAUAUAUUUUGUUACUGUAUGUUUCUCAGACACAUUUUGGAAAUGUUUGUGUUGGGAAUCUAAGUUGACUUUUUUGCAAUCAGCUUCCUGAUCUUCCAGCUUCCAGAUAUGGAAAAUUAUUUGGAUUUAAACAAACAUGUAAUUUGGUGGCAGAGGCUUGAGAUUAGGCUUGUUUGAGAUGCAGCUUGCCUUGCCUGAAAUUCAGACGAGAGCAGACGGCUGCAGUAAGGGGAGGAGUGAAAAAAGAGCUUUUAAGUCAGACACUUCACCAAUCUCGCAGUCCAGUCGACUACAAACGUCAGCAUAGGCAGAGAUCACGUUCGCGUAUUUUAUCGCGGAUUAAAUAGAUGCAACUUAAAUACCAAUAAAUUCAUUUACAUAAAGAUGUUUAUAAGGAGAAUCAACGAAGGUGAACUGUUCGUUACUGGAAAAGGUUACUUAGUAAAUGUUGGGAUGAAUAAAUCUAGUGGUAAUACAAAUUCGUUUCUGUUGUGUGAAAUAUAAACAGCUCACAGUACAAAUAAAUCAACACCAAUACAGAAGUUUACAGGAAUUCAUACAAAAUAUAAAUGUCAUAGUAAAGAACAAUUGAAUUAAUAUAAAAACUACUACAGGAAUUAGAGUUUUUAGAAUUAACAAGUCAUCAGCUGACAUAACCUGGCCACUGAGCAUUAAGCUGUGUCGUCAGCAAGUCUUUUCCCAUCGUGCUUUUCGUCAACGCAGUCGGUGGAGAGCAACUGCGCUCGGCUGUAGAAUCCGACGAGCCCGCCUCUCCAUCGCGAGAGUUAUUUUGCACACGUCAGCGUGACAUCAGAGCAAGUCGGACGUAAGUCGGACACUUUUCUAACCGACAUGCAUCUUGCGCGGAUCACCGGUGAUCGAUUCUGCGCAGAAUUUGCUCAUCUCAAACAAGCCUAUUUACAGAAGGUCUUAAAUCCUCUUAGUCAUCCAGUACACUGUAAAAAAAAAAAUCCUGGUUACACUUAAAUUUAUUAAGGUUAAUCACAAUUACAAUUAAUUUUAACUUUUUUGACUAGUGAGGAGUUGCUAUUAAAGGAUUUGUCCGUUAAAAAAAAAUCCAGAUAAUUUACUCACCACCAUGUCAUUCAAAAUGUUGAUGUCUUUCUUUGUUCAGUCGAGAAGAAAUUAUGUUUUUUGAGGAAAACAUUUCAGGAUUUUUCUAAUUUUAAUGGACUUUAAUGGACCCCAACACGUAACAGUUUAAAAUUGCAGUUUCAAAGGUCUCUAAACGAUCCCAAACGAGGCAUAAGGGUCUUAUCUAGCAAAAUUAUUGUCAUUUUUGACAAGAAAAAUAAAAAAUAUGCACUUGUGACACGCCAGCGCGACCUCAUGUAAUUGCGUAAUGCCGUGGAAAGGUCACGUUACAUAUAUGAAGCGCACAUUAGCGGACCAUUUUAAACAAUAAACUGACAAUUUUUCCACACUUGUAAACACUGGGGCGUAGUUUCGCAUACGUCAUCUGUGACCUCUUGACGUGAUGACGUAUUGUGUGAGAUUGCGCUGGCGCGUCAAAGGACCAGAGAUGGACGAGAAGUUGUGGUUUAAAAGUGCAUAUUUUUAUUUUUAUUGUGAAGAAUGACAAUCGUUUCGCUAGAUAAGACCCUUAUGCCUCGUUUGGGAUCGUUAACAGUUUUUUUCAACAGAGUUUCAAAGGACUCUAAAGUGUUGAGUUAAGUGUUGGGGUCCAUUAAAAUGAGAAAAAUCCUGGAAUGUUUUCCUCAAAAAUCAUAAUUUCUUAUGAACAAAAAGACAUUAACAUUUUGGAUGACAUGGUGUUGAGUAAAUUAUCUGGAUUUUUUUUUUUGAAAAUGGACUAAUCCUUUAAGUAUAAAAAUAAAGUUGAAUAAAUUAUGCUAAUUCAACUUUUUUAUAAUUUAUAGCAACUCUUCAUUAGUCAAGAAAGUUAAAAUAAAUUGUAAACUCAAGUUGAUUAAACUUAAAUAUUUAGGUGCAACAUGUAUUUUUUUUUACAGUGUAACCAUAAUAAAAGUCCCUUAAAGGUUUAGUUCACUUUAAAAUUAAAAUUCUGUCAUCAUUUACUCAUCCUCAUGUGGUUCUAAACCUGUAUGAAUUUCUUUUUUCUAAUGAACACAAAAGAAGAUAUUUUGAGAAAUGAUGGUAAACACACAGCAGAUAGUGACCAUUGACUUCCAUAGUCGGAAUAAAAAAUAUGAUGGAAUUUAAUGUGUAACGUCAACUGUGCUUACCAUCAUUUAUCAAAAUAUUUUCUUCAUUUAUCACAAUACUUUCAAAAUAUUUUUUCCUACUAGUCAAUGCUCACUAUCUGCUGUGUGUUUACCAUAAUUUCUCAAAAUAUCUUCGUUUGUGUUCAUCAGAAAAAAGAAAUUCAUACGGGUUUAGAACAACAUGAGGAUGAGUAAAUUGAGACAUUAUUUUCAUUUUAAAGUGAACUAUCCAUUUAAGUCGUCAUUGGGCAAUUUAUUCUUGCUGUUUUAUAAGCUUAUGAGAGAAAAAACUUUUAUUCCACUAUUUUCUUAAAGUUUAUACAGAGAUUUUUCCUAUGCCUAAUGGCAUUUCUACAGUGUCAAAAAGAUUUU